Molecule: messenger RNA, 1681 nt
Organism: Liolophura sinensis
Lineage: Eukaryota; Metazoa; Mollusca; Polyplacophora; Chitonida; Chitonidae
Product: cytochrome c oxidase assembly protein COX18, mitochondrial-like
Exons: 6
Coding region: 68-1117 (349 amino acids)
Biological process (GO): protein insertion into mitochondrial inner membrane from matrix; mitochondrial respiratory chain complex IV assembly
Cellular component (GO): mitochondrial inner membrane
Molecular function (GO): membrane insertase activity
Source: RefSeq, a predicted model, not a curated record
CUCUUGACACACGUGAUAGUGUCUGCUGGCAAAUGCCUGCUGUCAUCUGUAAACAGGUAACCAUGUGAUGAUUGAACUGGAUAUAGACUGUGUUUCAUGGAUGGGCUUACGAAACAUUAGUGCGGUUAGAAAGAUGCACCGCAUAAAAUCUCUUCAUAAACUUCCAUUGGCUUUGGACGCCUGUCACAGACUUAAUCGGAAUGUAUGCUGUUUAUGUCAGAUAUCAUCCAGACGACACAUUUCCAAGGAGACGUAUCAAACCUACUUUUCUCCAGAGUCUCCACCUAUUGGGUUUGCACAGGAUGUCCUGGAAGCUGUUCACUCUGUGACAGGAUUACCCUGGUGGGCUAGCAUCCCCCUGACAACAGUAGCAAUAAGAAGCUGUGUGACUUUACCUCUACAGAUAUACUCUUAUUAUAUUCUAGCAAGAGUCGAAAACCUUCGACCAGAAAUAAUGCAGUUGUCUAAGCGAUUGAAGCUGGAAGUAGCUGAUGCUCUGAAGCGAUUUCAGUGGGAGGAAAAGUAUGCCAGGAGAAAAUACAAUGCCACAAUGAAAGGCCUGAUACGAGAUCUGUACAUUCGGGACAACUGUCACCCAUUCAAGGCCUCUGUUGUAAUGGUUGUACAGAUACCCAUGUGGAUAUGUCUGUCAUUUGCCCUCAGAAACAUGAGUGGUUUUGUCCCUUAUGAUGCACCUGCCCCAAUGUCAGAAACAUGUAUGCAGAUGGCAUCUGAAGGGAUUAUGUGGUUUACAGACCUCACAGUUCCUGACACUACCUGGCUGUUACCUCUGGGCUUAGGAAUUAUGAACUUGUUGAUCGUAGAGAUGCACACAUUGAAGAAGGAAAAGGAUACUCGUUUACAGAAAAUUAUCACAAACUUUCUGAGAUGCAUCAGUGUCAUAAUGGUUCCUGUAGCAGCUAGUGUACCAAGUUCUAUGUGCUUAUAUUGGACAAGUUCUAGUUUAUUUGGACUGGCUCAGAAUAUUGCCCUUAAAAUCCCGAGGGUCCGAAGAGCAGUGGGGAUUCCCAAGACACCCAGUGAGAGUGCCACUCCAUUUCAGGAUAUGUGGGAGGUGGCUUGGACCAAGUACACCCGGAGAAAGAAGCAGAUCUGACGUUAGAUAUGACCAGAUGUGUGACAUUGAAAACUUAAACCCCCAUCAUGCGACAGAUGCUUCAGCUACAGUCAUAGGAACAUUACAAACUGUACAAUUUCUAUAUUGUACAUCAUCUCAUUUCUGAUGGACAUUGAGGACCCUGAGGACAGACCGCAUUGUUGGUCAACUGGACUACAUGUACUUACAUAAAUGGAGUCUUUUUUUUUUGAGAGGGCCCUUCGUGGCCGAGGUGGUUAUAACGCGGCUCAGGAACCUCUCACCAAUGCAUUCGCAGGAGUUCAAGUCCAACUCAUGCUGACUUCCUCUCCGGGCAUACUUGGGAAGGUCUGCUUGGUUUCCUCCCACCACAAUGCUAGCCACAGUUGGGUACAGCGUAAAACACUGAUCAAAUACAUAAAUCUCUUCUCAGAGAGGCCUGCAUACUUUUCUCAGUCCUGCAAAUAAGUGGACUGCUGUGAUAGCUUGUGUAGUUGAUAUAUUACAAUCUAUUUCUUGUAGACAGUUUUGUAGUUGUGCUUUAUAUUUAUCAGCAUGUAGGAGUUGGAUGAAAAUAAAUUUUGU